UUCGGUGAAUAAUUAAUUUUCAUGUUUUCUUAGUGUUAUUCAUAGAAUUUGAUAUAAACAACCUUAGAGGUAAUAUAUCUAUAUAUGUAUAUAGCUUCCUCCAUGUCGACACGUGUUUGCCUUGUAGCGUUGAUUGGUUUACCAGCUGCUGGUAAAAGUACAUUUAGUAGAUGGAUCCUAUCGUUACCGCAACCCCACUUCAACGUCAUUCAUCUUUGUUAUGACGAUCAUCUGCCAGCACAAGAUAAUUCACUUAAUGCAGAAUUUGAAUUCCAAAUGCAACGUAAUAAAAUCUUAGCAACUAUAAACUCGAUUGUAUGUGAAUUAAAUGAUCACGCUUGUGUAGCAAAAGAUACCGUUAAAUCUGUAAAGUUAUCUGAAAAUGUGAAUUGCAACGACUUCUUGAUCCUAUGUGAUGACAAUAAUUACUAUCAUAGUAUGAGAUACAAGUUGUAUCAGUUGUGUAGGCAAAACAAGAGUGCUUAUGCACAAAUUUACUUAGAGUGUGAUGUAAAUUUAGCUUUAAAUCGAAAUAGUGCACGGCCUGAUAAUGAGCGAGUUUCGGAGAAAAUCUUGCAACGAAUGGGAAUAAGGCUAGAGAAGCCCGAUUCCGCAAAACAAUACUGGGAGGAAAACACAUUUGUUUUGGGGGCGUGCGAAAACCUUAAUGUAAAGAAAGCUCAGAUUUUAACUUUUCUCUGUAAUUCGUUUGAUAAAAUACCACAGCCACUAUCGCAAACUGUUACAUCUGAAACAGUAACGUCAUUGCUGCAUCAACUUGAUUUGCUAUUACGAAGAAGAAUUGGCGAAAUUCUGCAUUUAGAGAAUAAUUCAUCUGAACGGUCAAAGAAAGCAAAAAUGCUGAUAGCUAAGCGCAAAGAAAUACUACAAGAAGUCAGAAAAAAGGGUGAAAAAGAAUUAAUAAGUACUGAUGACUUCAACACAUAUGAAUAUUUGUUGAGCUAACCUAUGUAUAACAUCUUCGCGGAAUUCGUUUCAACUUGUAAAUUCAAAAGUGUAUAUUAAAUAUGUGCAAUACACGAAUAUCGAUACAUCAAAGCAAAUUAAAUAUUAGAUUUAAUGCUUUUAUUUUAUAAAGACAACUCUGUAGUUUAUUAGAUACAUAUGUUGCAUUUUAUUUGCACAAGUUAUAUUGGUUUGUAUUAUUUGGUAUAUAUAAAAAUUUAAAGAAUAUACUAAAUUUUUAUAAAACUAUUUGUUAAUUACUGUAAUUUCAGCUGAAUUUCCCUAAUAGAAUUAAAAUAAAAAACAUACAGAUGAAUAUCGUACUCGUAAAUUUAAAUAUACGGCAAAAUAUAGUUGAUUUUAUAUUCGUAAAUUGAUAUAAUUUCUGGUAAUUUGACGACUAUUCUCCAGUAGUCUUACAAAAUGUGGGUAGUAUUAAUCUCUAAAAAGCUACCAAUCUACGUUUGGUUUAUUUCAUUCAAAUCAAAUUGAAGUCCGGACAAAUUUGAAAUUAGAAUGGCAGCUUGCCCAAACGAUUUGGAAAUCAGUGCACAUUAAAAUUUGUAAAGUUAACGAUUCAAUCAUUUUGAGAUUCUGUGUAGCGAUAUAUCCAAUUGCUAUGAAGGUAUAUGUAAAAAUAUAUAAAUGUAUUUAUAAACACGAAUAUAAAC
Messenger RNA from Zeugodacus cucurbitae (melon fly), 1637 nucleotides. RefSeq names its product L-seryl-tRNA(Sec) kinase (gene Pstk). The record is from RefSeq and is a predicted model, not a curated record. Bases 85 to 966 code for a protein of 293 amino acids. Gene Ontology annotation, molecular function: kinase activity; tRNA binding. The transcript has a single exon. NCBI's taxonomy places the organism in Eukaryota, Metazoa, Arthropoda, Insecta, Diptera, Tephritidae.